This is a messenger RNA of Liolophura sinensis, 5682 nucleotides long. RefSeq names its product calphotin-like. The transcript has 14 exons. Gene Ontology annotation, biological process: positive regulation of B cell receptor signaling pathway; cell surface receptor protein tyrosine kinase signaling pathway. Lineage: Eukaryota; Metazoa; Mollusca; Polyplacophora; Chitonida; Chitonidae. The coding region runs from base 370 to 2898 and encodes 842 amino acids. The record is from RefSeq and is a predicted model, not a curated record. Gene Ontology annotation, molecular function: protein kinase binding; signaling adaptor activity.
UUUUGCCAGUCGGUGUGCCUUCGUAUACAUAUUGUUGUAUUGCUUGUGUUACAGUACGGCUCCUGGAAACGACAGUGGCUGGUUCUUAAAGGGAACGAACUGUUACUGUUUGAAACAGGGAACCGAGGAGAGAAGCCGGUUUGGAAGGUAAAACUUGACGAGAGCACUGAAGUGAAAACAGACAACAGUCAAAAUAGCUACCAGUUCUAUCUGAAGUCAAAGAAGAAACGAUUUAGGUGCCAAGGUGAGAAUGACAGAGACCUCUGGGUUGCCUACAUUAAUGGGUUAGCACACGGGGAUUUCGAAAGGUCUAACAAACUGCUACCAGGCCAGAAGACAUCUGUGGACGCAGCAAUAGAAAACUGGAGAAUGCUACAAACCUCCAAAUCUCGGAACCCUUCCCAAAUCGACGAUGGGAUUGGUUCGGAGUUAAGUGAGGAUGCAUCAGGAGACUCGCUCAACUACGGGGGACCCAUCAAGAACCACAAAUUUUAUAAUGAUUCUCCGGGUCAACCCAGACAGCAAACUGUACCAAGUUGGUUCUUUGAGAACUGUUCUAGGCAGUUAUCCGAGAUGAUACUGGAGAAGGGCAAGGACUACGGAAAUGUACUGAUGAGGGAAAGUGUCACGUUUAAAGAUAAUGGCAGCUAUGUUAUAAGUCUGAGACGAGAUUCUCCAAGGGGUUCCGAAUGCGAGCACUUCGAAGUAAUCCAAACUGCAGCAGGCUAUCAGAUAAAUGUGGAAAACAUUCAUCAACCCUGUAGAUGUCUUCAAGACGUGAUGAACUAUUUUCUCCAAGCAGCAGGAUCCAGUUACACAUACCCAUUCGUCACAAAUGAUUUGGCAGCUCUCGGUAUUCAUCGACCGCAUUAUCAGUCUAUCAUACAGUCCGUCGCACCAGUUGGCCAGACCACACAAUCUAAACGACCAGGUACCAGCCAAACUUUGUCAGCCAAGCGACAGAAUUAUCACCGAAGUAGCACUGUGCCUAGCCAAACUAUGUUCGGGAGAAGUUCAGAAAAUCCACUCAGCACGGCCACCCCGUCAGUACCUCCUUCGUCGUUGAGAGAUGUGAUGAGACGAGGAUGGUCCACAGAAGAAAAAACUCCCAUUCCGUAUGUUUCGUCUCGUCCACCUGCUCCAUUACCAUGUCAAGCGACUACGCUGUCAGUUCCUCCACAAACCAUUCCCACAUCUCCACCACCUGUUCCGAUGUCCCCACAACCAGUUCCGGUGUCUCCACUGCCCGUUCCGAUGUCUACACAACCCGUUCCAAUGGCUCCACCACCAAUGCCGGCUCCAAACUCACUGGAGGCACAGAUAGCGGCUAAAGCCAAGCUGAUGAGCCAAAACAGGCGUCCCAGCCAACCAGCUUCGCCACCGCCUCCGCCUGUUCCACACAACGUUUCUUUCGCUCCACCCCCAGCACCUGCAGCACCUGCAGCACCUACAGCACCUGCAGCACCCCCACCACCUCCAAUACCUGCAGCACCGGCGCCACCUUCAGUUCCCACAGCACCUCCAGCACCACCAGCGCCAAUGGCGUCUCAUCAGUUCAGUACUGCAGGGUCCACUCCACCUAUGGUGCCGCCUACUAAGCCAGCUCUGACACAACCACAGAUCGCAUCACCUCCUCAGCCUCUUCAAAUCGGAGGCCAACCGGUGGUCUUUCCUAAGUUAAAGCCCAUAAAGUCUCUGCCGCCGCCAACGAAACCAAAGGGACGGCGCGGUAGUGAGAGCGAUGUUCAAAUACGUAAGUCUCUUAACCUCGAGCAAACCAGUUCUGAGAGUGGAAUCUUCGAGGAAGACCAUCCCUCAGUAAGAGAUGUCCGGGCCAUGUUUGACUCUGGACUUUCUCUCAAGACCACACAACCUACUCCAGCACCCUCUAGUGCGGCGGCUCCAGCAGUUCCUCGGCCCACAGAAACAACAACACGCAAUGUACAAGGUGCAAAUAGGUUUAGACACGCUGGUAACAACUUUUACGCAAAUUUUAGCAAAGAUGCCUCCACCAGCCUUCAUCAUGCAAAGACAACCAGAUUAGCCAUGGCUUCAGAUUAUCAGAGCUUCGCACGUUCUACUCGGCCGUUACCUUCAUUAACAUCAGAUUACAUUACCCCUAUAAGGACGGGGAAGGCAGCUGACAGACAGGCGACAAGCCACGCCCAUCACCCUACACACCCAACUCGCCCGUAUUCAACUAGCUCUGCAACAUUGCAAAGUGGUAGUAGGGGAUCAACCCAAGCCAACCGCCCAGACCGACCAAAUCGGAAAACAUUUACUAACCAAGUUGCUACAAACGCUGCAUGGGUGAAGGAGCCAGUUGACAGACAGACAGCGAUACAAGGCUACUCACCAGUCGGCUUAGAUCGACCGCUUUCUACUUACGAAGCACACGUAAACACUUCUGCGGUGGAGGAAGAGUCGAUAUACGAGGAUUUGGGUCAGUACGAAAACCUUAGAGAUGACUCCCAACAGUACAUAAAUGCCGUGUCUGCAGUUUCAGUGUUAUCCCCACCUCUUGUGGCGAAUCCUCAAACCUUUCCACCGCCACCACCGCCUGCUCCACCUUCAGUGCCAGCAUCUCCGAUCGUUCCGCCCCCACCUCCGCCACCUGGCCAGGGGAGACCACUCGCUCCGGUACCGCAACCGCCCCAAGUAAAUAUACCACAACCACUACCCACGGCAGUGGCGCAACAGGAUGUCUCAGAAGAAACCGAAAACAGAGAGGAGUUUAAGCGACGCCUGGAAGGUUUAUUCGGUGGGGUCGCCAGUGUGCCUUUGAAGUCCCCGACAGUAACGCCGACUAGCGGCCGUCUUACCACCCCUUUGCCGCCCAUUCCGUCAGCUGCCCUUCAGCAUAACCAUGAGAACAUUUACAGCGAACCGGGCAUGUAAAAAGGGGAGCAUAAAUUCACGGAUUGACUGAGGUACAGUUCAUGUAUACAAAAUCUUGCUUGUCAACGUGAAGCUCCUUGAAAACUAUACGACUGACACGUGAACAAGACAUGCAAAUCUCGUUCUACAGCGGGAUUUCAUCUUACAUAAAUUUCCCGCCAUCUUAAUGUUGUAACAAGUAAAGCGAGUUCGAAUGUAAUACAACGAAAAUGUUAUUGGAGUCUUUUAUAUCUGUAGUUUUCUCGCAGUUUUAGCUAAAAGCGCCGAACACUUAGUACAUUAAACACCAGUCGUCUUGUCACUGAAUAUCGUGUGUGCACGUUCAUAUAGCUUGUAAUAGACACAUUUGCCCCAGUGAAAAAAACGAAACAUAUUUCUCUUUGUAUUCGGCCUGUCAAUGUGUAUUCACAUACAUGAAUCCCACCCACAUGUUGUGUAUAUUCACAUAUGAUAGGUAUUCAUAAAUGCUGUGUAUUUAUGUAUGCUGAGUACGCAGAUAUGGUAUGUACUCAAAUCUCCGCUGUAUUCAAAUAUGAUGUGUUAACAAAAGGACCACUUAUGCAGUGAAGCUAUUUACAUUAUGCUAAGACUGGGAAUUGAACAGGAUGAUAUAUUUUUGUGUUUAUAAAGUCAACAUGGUCAACAGAAAAUGUGUAGAAAUUAGAAGAAGUUGUGCACAAAUGGUUGUCGGUAUGAUGGUUACAUAUUUUUGUUGCCACAUUAUGAUAGAAGGCUUGAAUUUUACAACAUACACUUCUCCAUGACAAUAUGUGAAAAAACCAUGUUAAUAAUGUAUGUGCCACACUUUGAUGCUAUUCCUUAUACGUCGUCGAUAUUAUAAUCGUUAGUCACGCUAUUUGAAUAUAACCCCACAACGGUUUGUGAAUAUGCAUAUUUUUAUAUUUGUUGUAGGGUUCAACAGAGUAUAUGGCAUAACAUUUAUAUACAUGUAGGUUCAGUUUUAAAUGUUUUAAAACUUAAAUAUAGUCAUGUAGUUGGAUGCUUUUGAAAUUUUACAUCUGUUACUAAUUAUCUGGUUCUCCGUACAAAAUAAUCGUGUGAAAGUAUUUUUAUUCCAGUCAUCUAUAGCAAUGUCUACCGAAAAUGUAACUGUACUGAAAUCCACCGUUAAAAUUCUCACAACAUAAACUUUUUUCAAAACGAAAAAAUAACCUCGAUUUAUUUUAAGUCAUCCUUUCAAAACAAAGAUGUAGCUUCGAUUUAUAUGACGUCAUCCUUUCAAAACGAAAAUAUGGCCUCGGUUUACUUAAGGUCAUUCUUAAAACAAAAUAAAAACCUCGGUUCCAAUGAAAAUAUCCUUCCCAAACGGCUAUCAGAAGUUGUCUAUUGCAAUCAAGCCGUUAGAAUUCGCCUUUGAAACUUUUACGCCAAUCCCUGGAAUCACUGCAGGGUUUAAGGAGGUACUAAAGAUUUUACUUUAGUUUGUAAUAUGCUCUUUGACUUUCUUGACCUUUGUUUUGCGUUUAUGCUGUAUUUGUAAAGUUUUUUCACAAAACAGUGGCAAACACAUGUAAAUGGCCAGUCAGAAGGACAGCAUUGUGAUGAAGAAGUCGUGUUGCUCUAUGACAAACGUAUGAUCUGUAAUUGUCAACCUCAAGAUAUUUACUUUUAUACAUGUACUCUGCUGUUAAUAUGUUUACCUUAAAUCCAUAUGACUCUUUUCUCGCCUUUUCCAGUCUUACCUGUCAGCUCUUAUCGUGAAUCGUAGUGAAAUCAUUCUAUGCAAUGAUCAGUUGUCAGAAAAUAAUGAUGCAUAUACAGGAAAUGGGUUAACGUCACUAUAGUACCAGGUCUUGGCCGAAUUUCUUCACAUAUGUUGAUUCUCUUCCAUGCUUAUUCGCAACGAUACACCGUUCAAGAUCUAUGCAUUGAAACAGACUAUGGCACACCAGCCGUCAACCUUUAUGGACGUUCCAGGUCAGUAAUCGCCAAGAAAAAGAGCUCGUUUUACUAACCUGUCUUAACGCUAUGCCAAACACAUUUACCAUGGUGACGUUUCUCUUCACUACAUGUUGUCAUGGUAGUUACAACAGGCGCAGCUUCCGACUUUUUUGUAAAAGGAAACGGAAUGACAUUUUAAACCCUCCGUGAGUUGUGGGUAUCUGCUAUGUAGAGUAGAGGAGGCCUUUAGUCCGUGAAGUGUUUACCUAACUUUUGACUUAUGACCUGAACGGUGGAUAAACUUUAACAUGAAUUUAGUGCCAAAUUUAAAAACCAUAUAUUUACUCUUUUAAUUCAAAUGGGAAAACAUGUUCGUCUACCUUUGAUGUAAAAACCCCAACUUUAAUCAUUGUAAGUUGUUUCUAAAUUUCCAACCAAUAAAGUGCUAAAGGAAAUGUUGUUCGGUGAUUAAGGGAUUUCUACCGGGAGCAAAAUGUCCAUAACCCUGCACUGUGGACUACUGCUCUCAUUCACUUUCAUAAAAGACAACUUGUCGUCCUUAAAUCCACGAGACUCGACUUUUAUAUGCUCCCUUCACGUGUCAUGGUAUAUAUUUGUUUGUUAAAUCACUGUGUUUCCAUGAAAAGUUGUACAAUGCUACGUGUUGAAUGACGCGACAGUAAGUCUCAGCAGAAAGGCAUUAUAUUUACUGACUGUGGACUGAUUUAUAUAGCCCAUGAUCACUUAUUGUACAGGAAGUAUAUGAAAUUAUAUGUUUAUUUUCAAUACUUUGCAAAUAUUUUGUUCACAAUAAUAUACCUGGAUAAUUGUUAUCAUGUCGAUAUCUUUCAUCUUUUUUUACAAUAAAUUAUGUUUUCUCAA